CAAAUACCUGUCAAUGGAAGUGGGCAAGUAAUGGUUCCUUUUACCGACCGACUGACCGACCGACAAAAAUUACAAGUCUUUGCUGAUUUAAUAUGUUAAAUAUCGUUAUAGCUGAUAACUGAGACAAAAAUCCCGUAAUUAUGGCGGAUAGAGAUCUUUCUAUGGGACCCCGUGAAGGAGUAACUUACCCUGUUAGGGUGCAGUACUGUGGAAACUGUUCGAUGCCGAUAGAAUACUGCGAGUACUACCCUGAAUACGAUAAAUGCAAGCAAUGGUUGGAAAAAAACUUACCGACCGAGUUUGAAAAAGUAAAGAUUGAUGAGGAAGAGAAUGCUGGCGGCGAAGAGGAGAAAAAGAGGCAGAAGCGUGGUGGCAAGGGCAUGCUAAAAUCCAAAAAGAAGGAGGACGUGCCCAAGCUUGUGCAAGUCUCCCGUGCGCCGCGCGGCAAGAAGAAAUCUGUCACUGUUGUAUCAGGAUUGAGCACCUUUGAUAUUGACUUGAAAGUGGCGGCUAAAUUCUUUGGCACCAAGUUUGCCUGUGGAUCAUCAGUGACUGGAGAUGAUGAGAUAGUCAUACAGGGAGAUGUUAAAGAUGACCUCUUUGAUAUUAUACCAGAGAAGUGGCCUGAGAUUGAUGAGGAUAGUAUUGAAGACUUGGGUGACCAGAAGAGAUAGUCACAAUUUUAGUGUAACAAGAAUGGGAGAUCUUUAUUCCUCUGUCUGCAUGAAACAUUUGUGACAACAUUUUGGAUCUGUGAUGUUUGUUAUGUUACCUCUGUAUUGUUACACACUGCUUCAAAGUUAAUUGUGACACCUGGGUCGAGUAUAGUAAAUUUCACAAGUUAGCAUUAUAUCCCUUUUACUAAAAA
This is a messenger RNA of Cydia splendana, 868 nucleotides long. RefSeq names its product density-regulated protein homolog (gene DENR). Gene Ontology annotation, biological process: formation of translation preinitiation complex; translation reinitiation. Gene Ontology annotation, molecular function: mRNA binding; translation initiation factor activity. The record is from RefSeq and is a predicted model, not a curated record. The coding region runs from base 141 to 674 and encodes 177 amino acids. Lineage: Eukaryota; Metazoa; Arthropoda; Insecta; Lepidoptera; Tortricidae. The transcript is spliced from 4 exons.